AUGGAAGAUCUCGAGCAAACUGAACGAGAUCUGUUGGAGCGGUCCCACCAAAUCAUCACCUUAAGCGAAUAUUUUGCAUGGGCACAGCGAUGCGAGGAGUUUAUUAAACAGCUUGAAGAACGCAGUCGUGUCAAGCGUUCACGACUCUCAAUCGGACAUAGACAAUCUUUGGUUGCUAGAAUCACACGACUCGAGGGUGUAAAGACUCGCUUGGAGAGACAUUUCAUGCACAUCGGUGGUGAAUACGUGGGCACUAGUGACUAUAAUAACGCGAAAAAACUUGUUUGGCGAGAGAUCGAUACAGCAUUUGAAAAUCGUAUAUUGACUGGUGCUGUAAUCAACGCUGAUUAUAUUGAACCGCGACAAUUUUUGGAAGACGCUGGUAGUGUAGUGCUCGAGCAAGUGCAAGACGUUAUAAAAAGACACAACAGUGCAAAAGUGAAUACCACGUUCAAUGGUGAGUUUGUGACGGGAGAUAAACGUGCUAAUAAGAGUAUCAACACGAAAAACUAUGAACUCUUUCAAACAUCAAACUUAUACGAGUGGUACAAGCAGCAUGUCAUCGAAUUCAUAUUGGCAUCCCUCGAAGAUUUCCAGGAACGUGAUAGCGGGUGGGCGUUAUCACGAAUCCUUAAUCUUACGGUCAACAUCAACAAGCACAAUCCAUUGCAUGCAGGGUGUUAUAUCCAGUUGCCUCGGGAGAUAAUGAUGAAGAAAGCGGUGAUCAAUGUAAAAUCUAUGGAUGAUGCAUGUUUUGCAUGGUCAGUGGUCGCUGCUUUGCAUCCUGCCAAAGAACAUUCAUAUCGGGAAUCUUCAUAUCCACAUUAUGCGACAGUGCUAAAUUUGCAAAACAUUAAGUUUCCAAUGACGUUGAAUCAAAUAAAAAAAUUUGAACAAUUAAAUAAUCUCUCAAUCAAUGUAUAUUGCACAGAAAAAACAAAGGAACAACUUGCAAUUUUACCACUACGGCUUGCUGAUAAGAAGAAAGAGAAGCAUGUCAAUCUGUUGUAUCUGCAGGACCCGCGAGAUGACAAUGUGGGACAUUUCACAUGGAUUAAGAAUCUAUCCCGCCUCGUGAGCUCACAACUCAGUAAACAUGAACAUAAAAAAUACUUGUGCGAUCGAUGUUUGCACUAUUUCAGCACGAACGAGAAAUUGGAAGCCCACGUCGUUGAUUGUCGAGAAUUAAAUGACUGUGCUAUCCAACUACCGAGCGAAGAUAACAAAUGGCUGAGUUUCAAAAACUACAACAGAAAGGAACGAGUUCCCUUUGUGGUGUAUGCUGACUUGGAAUGCGUUCUAAAGAAGCUAAAUACAGAUCCGAGAAUGCCGACAUAUGCGUCUCAGCAUCAUGAAGUAUUCAGCGUUGGAUAUUACAUGCACUGCACUUACGAUGAGUCUUUAUCAAGGUAUCGAUUUCAUCACGGUAAAAAUUGCGUUGCAUGGUUCGCAGAGCAAUUAAAAAAUAUAGCGCAUAACGUUAAGGAUAUUCUGUCGGCUAAUGUCCCCAUGGAUUUCACGCGAGACGAAUGGGAAAAUUUUAAUAGUGCUACACACUGUCAUGUGUGUGAAAAACCGUUCGCGCCAAACGACACACGGGCACGCGAUCAUUGUCAUUUGACCGGUCGUUAUAGAGGUCCCGCACAUUCAGAUUGCAAUUUAAAUUACAAAGAUUCACAUUGCAUUCCUAUAGUUUUUCACAACUUAUCUGGGUAUGAUGCACAUUUCAUCAUCAAAGAGAUAGCUACCGCGUACGAAGGGAAAAUCGACUUACUUCCCAUCACAAAAGAAAAAUACAUUUCAUUUACUAAACAUGUUAAAAACACUGAAGAUAAUGAGCGGAAAAUUUGUGUAAAAUUACGGUUUAUCGAUUCUUUCAAAUUUCUUAAUACGAGUCUUGACAAAUUAACAUCCUUUCUCAGUAAUGAUAAACUAUCAAUAUUGCAACGUGAAUUCAGUAAUUUAUCUGCAGAAAAAUUUGAUUUAUUGACGCGAAAAGGCGUGUUUCCCUACGAAUACGUAGAUUGCGUGGACAAGUUGCAGGAUACAUGGUUACCGCCGCGCGAAUUAUUUUACAGUUCUUUGACCGGCGACACUGUAUCCGAAAGCGAUUACGCACACGCUGUCAACGUGUGGCAGCAGUUCUCCAUUCAAACCUUGGGCGAGUACAGCGAUCUGUAUCUGAAAACCGACGUAUUGUUGUUAGCUGAUAUAUUUGAAAACUUUCGUGACAGUUGCGUUGUGAGUUACGGACUCGACCCCGCAUAUUAUUAUACUCUACCGGGUUUUACAUGGGACGCGAUGCUGAAACAUACUUGCAUCAAUUUCGAACUACUCACAGAUAUUGAAAUGGUUAUGUUUAUCGAGCGUGGCAUACGCGGUGGCCUGAGCCAAUGUUCGUGCAGAUAUGCGAGGGCCAAUAACAAGCACAUGCAGUCGUACGAUCCAUCGAAACCAUCGUCGUACCUCAUGUACUUUGACGUAAACAAUCUAUACGGAUGGGCAAUGUGUCAACCAUUGCCUUACGCCGAAUUUCAAUGGGUCAAAAACAUCUCAAACUUUGACGUUACCACAAUUGCUUCAGAUUCGCCCACAGGUUAUAUUUUCGAGGUCGAUCUAGAGUACCCACAAAAUAAACACAACGCGCACACCGAUCUACCAUUCUGUCCAACGCAUGAAAAACCGCCUGGCAAGUUGCAGCUCAAGCUCCUCGCGACUCUGUAUGAUAAGAAGCGUUACGUAAUACACUAUCGCAAUCUGCAGCAGUGCAUGCGUCACGGUCUUCGUAUCACAAAGAUAUACCGUAUAUUACAAUUCGCACAAUCUUCAUGGCUUCGCAAUUACAUUCAGCUUAAUACAAAUUUCAGAACUCAUGCCAAGAACGAUUUUGAGAAAAAUUUGUAUAAAUUAAUGAACAACGCGGUAUUCGGGAAAACCAUGGAGAACGUGCGCAAUCACGUUAAUGUAAAAUUAUUAACAAAGUGGGGCGGGCGGUAUGGCGCUGAGGCAAUGAUUGCGAAACCAAAUUUCCAUAGUCGAAGCGUCUUUUCGGAAAAUCUAGUCGCCAUUGAAUUGCGAAAACUUAAGACAAAAUUCGACAAACCGAUUUAUGUGGGUAUGUCUAUUCUUGACAUAUCCAAGACAUGUUUGUAUGAAUUUCAUUAUGAGUAUAUGUUACCAUUGUUUCACAAUAAAUGUAAAGUCAUGUACACCGAUACGGAUAGUCUUAUAUAUCACAUCGAGUGCAAUGAUGUGUACGAUAUCAUGAAGCGUGACAUUAGUAGAUUUGACACGAGCGAUUAUCCGGUUGACAAUGCAUAUGGUAUUCCACGUGUCAAUAAAAAAAAACUAGGGCUGAUGAAAGAUGAAAAUAAUGGCGCGAUAAUGACAGAGUUCGUUGGACUUAGAGCAAAAAUGUACGCAUUAAGGGUAGACGGUAGAAAAGACACUAAAAAGGUCAAAGGUGUCAAGAGUAACAUCAUAGCGCAUACUAUAACGUUCGACGAUUAUAUGCUGUGUCUGCGAGAUGAAAUUGAAAUGACACGACAGCAGACUUGUAUAAGAUCGAAAUUGCAUGAGGUGUACACCAUCCACGAGACGAAAAUUGCUCUGAGUCCAUACGACGAUAAGCGAUAUGUAGAUUCGACUGUAAAUACAUUACCAUGGGGACAUUAUCGGAUACCUUUAUAA
Monomorium pharaonis (pharaoh ant) is the source of this 3690-nucleotide messenger RNA. RefSeq lists its product as uncharacterized. Gene Ontology annotation, molecular function: nucleic acid binding. The transcript has 2 exons. Lineage: Eukaryota; Metazoa; Arthropoda; Insecta; Hymenoptera; Formicidae. The record is from RefSeq and is a predicted model, not a curated record. Bases 1 to 3690 code for a protein of 1229 amino acids.